AUGGCAAUGUUACCCGAAGAAAGAACAACUUUGUGUCGCCCCUUUACAAAUACAGAUGUUGAUUGUGCUGGCCCAUUUGAAAUCAAAAGCUUCACAGGUCGUUAUUGCCGUAUCACUAAGGGCUACGUCUGUUUAUUUGUUUGUUUCUCAACUAAAGCGAUACAUAUUGAGGCUGUUAGCGAUUUGUCUACUCCUGCGUUUCUCGCCGCAUUGGCCCGAUUUAUUGCCCAACGUGGUUGUCCAAGUAGCAUUUUCUCUGAUAAUGGUAGAAAUUUUAUUGGCGCUGCUAGAGAAAUUAAAGCUAAUUUUGAAAAGCAUGUAAAGGAAUUACGUGACACGGCGGUAGAGAAAUAUUGUCAUAAGCACUUAGAGUGGCACUUUAUUCCUGCAGCAGCACCUCAUAUGGGAGGACUGUGGGAGGCAGGAGUCAAAAGUCUUAAAAUCCAUUUUAAAAAGACGGCUGGACAAAUGAAAUACACCUUUGAAGAGUUUUCAACACUUUUGGCAAAGAUAGAAGCGUGUCUCAAUUCGCGUCCUCUUGGCCCAUUGUCAGAUAGCAUCGAUGAUUUGUCCUCUCUCACGCCAGGUCAUUUUUUAAUAGGCUCUGCUAUUCUUACCCCUGCUGAACCGGAAGAACUUAGCGCGCCAAUGAGUAUGAUAAACCGUUGGCGCAAAAUCAAGGCAUUGCAGCAAGAACUCUGUCACCGUUGGAAAGAGGAGUACUUAAAAGAGCUACAGAAACGGAACAAAUGGAAACAUCCCCAAACAAACUUGAAAGAAAAUGACUUGGUGGCCCUAAAAAGUGAACCUUGUUGUCCUACUGAAUGGCGCUUAGGUCGUAUAGUUAAAGUUUAUCCUGGUUCUGACGGUAAUGUUCGAGUGGCUGACCUCAAAACUCAAAAUGGUGUAAUCACUCGUCCGAUUCACAAAUAA
Molecule: messenger RNA, 933 nt
Organism: Lucilia sericata (common green bottle fly)
Lineage: Eukaryota; Metazoa; Arthropoda; Insecta; Diptera; Calliphoridae
Exons: 1
Coding region: 1-933 (310 amino acids)
Biological process (GO): DNA integration
Molecular function (GO): nucleic acid binding
Source: RefSeq, a predicted model, not a curated record